Fusarium oxysporum Fo47 is the source of this 897-nucleotide messenger RNA. RefSeq names its product DHS-like NAD/FAD-binding domain-containing protein. Gene Ontology annotation, molecular function: NAD+ binding; protein-malonyllysine demalonylase activity; protein-succinyllysine desuccinylase activity. The transcript has 3 exons. The record is from RefSeq and is a predicted model, not a curated record. NCBI's taxonomy places the organism in Eukaryota, Fungi, Ascomycota, Sordariomycetes, Hypocreales, Nectriaceae. Bases 1 to 897 code for a protein of 298 amino acids.
AUGGCUCCUCAUAACGACGUAGGCGCCUUUCACGAAGCCCUCCGCUCAAGCAAGCGCAUCCUCGCGCUCUGUGGAGCUGGUCUCUCAGCAUCAUCUGGCCUACCUACUUUCCGAGGCGCUGGCGGUCUUUGGCGAAAUCAUGAUGCUACGUCUUUAGCUACUCUGAGUGCUUUCAAGAAUGAUCCGGGUCUUGUGUGGUUGUUCUACAAUUAUAGACGUCAUAUGUGCUUGCGCGCGGAGCCGAAUCCAGCGCAUUAUGCUCUUGCGGCGCUGGCUGAGAAGAACAAGGACUUUUUGUGUCUGACACAAAAUGUCGACAAUCUCUCUCAACAGGCGGGUCAUCCACAGGAUCAACUGCGUACCUUGCAUGGUUCCCUCUUCGACAUCAAGUGCACCAACUGCGAUUGGAUCCAGCGAGGCAACUAUGAUGAUCCAUUCUGUCCUGCCCUCGCACCAGCUUCAGUUGAUGUAGAGCCAGGCAAACCAUUUCCCCUCCUUGACGCCUCGCAGCCUCUGGACCCAAUCUCACCAGAUGACAUUCCGAAAUGCCCUCAGUGCAAGACAGGCUUUCAAAGACCGGGUGUUGUGUGGUUCGGUGAGAAUCUGGACGAAGUUAUGAUGAUGGGUAUCACAAACUGGCUUCUCGAGGACAAAGUAGAUUUGAUGCUUGUUAUUGGUACUUCGGCCCAAGUCUACCCUGCUGCAGGCUAUAUCGAUAAAGCCAAACGUAAAGGCGCACGUAUUGCGGUUAUUAACCCUGAGGCUGAGAAUGAGGAAGAGAUGUACAAGGUCAAGCCUGGUGAUUUUGCAUUUGGCAAGGAUGCUGCAGAGUAUCUGCCUCUGCUCUUGGAGCCUGUUAUUGGCAAGCUUGAGACAGACAAGAAGGAAAAAUCUUAG